Molecule: messenger RNA, 7300 nt
Organism: Mercenaria mercenaria
Lineage: Eukaryota; Metazoa; Mollusca; Bivalvia; Venerida; Veneridae
Product: serine/arginine repetitive matrix protein 2-like
Exons: 15
Coding region: 306-4067 (1253 amino acids)
Source: RefSeq, a predicted model, not a curated record
AUAAUGUAUGUUUACACACGUUUAAUUGAGAUAUUGAUUAUGGUAUCUGAAAUUUAUCCCUAACAGAAGAAAUAGCAUUUGAACUGGAAAUUAUUGGAGGUGUUUUAAUAUUACAAAAAUUUGGAUUUUUGACAGAUAUUCUUGAGGAUGAGGGUCAGAGUUCUGGAGUAACUAAGGCAGAGGAAUUUAUAAAACAGAAGCAGCAGACACACAGCCAGGAACCAGAGAAACCAUACUAUAAUAGGGGUUUUACUUAUACACCUGACAGGGCCUCAGGUUAUACAUAUCCUUCAGCCAGGGCCAAAAUGGAGGAGGAGUCAGUUGAACAAACUAAAACAGAAGGAAGUAUUAACGUUACAAGUAAAUACGAAGACCUUUUAAGAUCACAGAUGAAUCAAAAUAAAGGUGCUCUGAAUGAUAAUGACUUAGAAUCUAGUAUGCCACCAAAGUCGGACUUUUCUGAUCUUGGUGGCAGACGUACACCUGUUGGCGAGGACGGUGAGAAACAAUAUCAGGAUGGAGAUAAUGCAUCUCCCAAAACAUUAGACAGGGGAGACAGUAUAGAAAAUAAAACAAAUAGUCAAAACGUUUCUAAAUAUAAUACCACUAUAGAUGAUUUCUUUGAACAAAGGAGCACUCAUUCGAACAGUAGUUCAAUUCAGAAUGGACUUGAUGCCUUGGAACGUAAAACAUCGCCAGCAGUUAUAGAUGAUGUACUAGGAAAUGGCCAUGCCCGAACACCAAUUUAUUCAACAGAAAGUCCUGUGUAUUCCAAGCACAGUUCAGCUCAUAGCUCUGCACGUCAGACACCAACGGCAACUACCGAGGCCUUUGAACAAGGUCGACCGGAGUCUGUUGGAUCAACACAUUCUGCAAACUCAAUGAGCAAACGUUUACUUGAUGACCUUGUGAGUGAUGCAUUAGGCCGACCUAGAGUCGAUAGGUCUUCACCUGCCUCAGAUCAAAGGGAAGGUUCAAGAACUGCAUCCACCCCCACCAGACCAGAAUCAGUAGGUUCUGCUCAUUCUGAGAACUCUUUAAGCAGACGGGCAAUUACCGAUUUAAUUGAAGACAGUUUAAAUGUGACAAGAACUCCCCCUCCAUCAAGGGAGAGUUCACUUCAAGGGUCAAGGCCUCAGACACCCCCACCUCAAGAACAGAUUGGUGAUGUAUUGAACCCUUCUGAUAGGCACUCCCCUAUACGACGGGAAUUUUUAGCCGGCUCGCCAAGUGUAUCAAAUCAUUCAGCAAAAAGCUCAAGAUCAGGCCAGAGUUCAGCUCAUAGCUCAGCCCAUAGUUCAGCUCAUAGCUCACAACGUCAGACUCCCCAAAGGGAGAUAAUUUCAAAUUCUUUACGUGCAAGUCAGGAUAAAUUGUAUUCUUCCCUUGGCUCAGGGAGUAAUGCAGGCUCUCGUCCACAGAGUUUAACUAGUGAACAAGAACUUACUCAGUACUAUGAAAACUUAGCAGACGGUAAAAAUGGAAUUAAUACAGACGUUUUAGGAAGUACUGGCCCACGAACAGGAAGUGCUGCUAGCCUUCCUGCAAUUGGUAGCCAACAGCGUUACACCCCUGAUAAACGAAGUAUGACACCAGAUAACCAUAUAAGAGUUCCAGUGGUUGGUUCAGUUAAUAAAUCAUCAUUGUUGCCAAGUCGCACUCCACCCAGAACCCCACUUUCAAACGCAAGCAGCAGAACAGUAACUCCUAUGAAUGCUGAGACAGACAGUGAAUUGAGACUAAGAGAGCAAGUAAAAGACCUAGAGACCACAAUUUCAAAUUUACGUACACUGUUACUAUCCAGAGAAAAUGAAGUUACAGAAUUGAAAGAUCAGUUUUCUGAAGUACGAAUAAUUAACGAGAAGUUACAAGGUGACCUUGACAGACACCGAGCUAGGUCAUCUCCAAGACCCCAGAUUGCAGAGUUGGAGAGAAAAGUUCGAGAUGCCUGUGAUGAGAGGGACAGCCUUAAUGUUGAGAUUUUACGCUUGAAGGAGGAACUGAAACAGAAGAAUGAGCCAGGUUUAAACAGCUAUGAUCCAAACAGUUCUGCAGCAUUACAGAGGAAAAUAGGAGAAUUGAACAGUCAGAUUCAAGAUCUGCAUGAGGCACAUGAGGCAGCCUCGGAAGAAAUACAUGCUGCUGAGAGAAAGGUGAAGGAACUGGCAGGAGAGAAUGAGACUCUUCGCAUCACUCACUCUGAGAGAGUCCGUGAGAUUGAGGAGGAAAAUAGACAUCUUAAAUCAGAGGUCCAAAGAUUGAGGGAAGGCCAAAGUGGUCAUAGUGAUGCCACAGAUUACAGAUUGAAAAUAGAACUACAGCAAGUGAAGGAUGAUAAUCGCAAUCUAAGGGAGAGAAACUAUCAGUUACAUGAUGAUAAUAUCAGAAUGAAGGAUGAGUUAUAUGAGCUUAGGAAAACUGUAGAAUUUAUGGACAAGAAAGUACAGAAGAAAGAAGAGAGAGUGAGACAGUUUGAUGCCUAUGAAAGAAGUGCUUCUGAGACAGAUAAUAUGAUGAAAUCAAGUUACCAUAGCGACCUCAGCUACUCUAGACUUUCGGAUCCUGUACCGGAGAGACGUAUGGACAGAGAACGGGAGAGUUACAUGCUCCCAAGGCCAAGUUAUGAUUCAAAGAGAUCGGAACCUCUAAGAGAUGAUAGGGAUUACAAGGAAGAACGAUUUACAAAAUCAGAAUCUAGAAGAUAUGAAAGUUUUCGACCAGGACCAGAUGGUGGAUCUUCUGACAAAUUACUGGGUUCGCUCGGGUAUUCUCGACCUUUGACCCCAGAAAGACCAAGUGCACUUGGGCCACCUAAGAGAGAAAGUACUUCAGUAUCAAAAUCACAGGAGAGAGUAGACCUUGCAUCACGGACAUUUGAUAGAGGUGACCUUGACCUUAGCAGAGGACGUAGAGAGAGAAGUAGGACAACCUCAGCAGAGGUUGAUCUUCGAUCGACAUCACUGACAGCAUAUCAUGGUGAUUUAUCAAAGACAACACCUGCCCUGUCAGGCAGAUCUAGGGCCAUAUAUCAAGAAAUAUCUGACAUACGAUCGAAGUCAAAAUCCCACUCGGAAGGUGCGGACAACAUAAAUUAUUGUGAGUCAGGUGAAAAUGAAAGUAAUCCCAAAACUGAAAAUACAAAUAACCCAUGUAACCGUAGUAACCAAGCUCACACAUCCCAAGUUUUCAUGAACAGAUUCGUUCCACAAAAUCCUAUUCCGGAAGUGGAGGAAGCUGAUACUGAUACUAGAAGGUUGCAGUUAGCAGAGAAAAUAGAUCCUUCAUAUGCUAGACGAGAAGCAAAAGUGACCCACCAGAGGGAGGCAUUGGAAAAACAGAUGGAAUUAUUGGAGAAGCAAGCAGAAAAACAAGCUCUAUUAUCGUCAUUACCAAUUGUCACAAAGUCUGGCUAUUGCGAUGACGGUAACAUGAGUGACACGCCCACCGACAUCCUCGUAAAUAUACAACCAGUAGAGAAGAUUCCAGCCGCGUCAUGGAGUAAGGGACGUCAAAGACGGGGGUCAGUUGGAUCGGAUGCAUCAGAUUCAUCAUUUAGUGACAUUGAUGAACAGAUCACAGCUUCUGUUAGAAAGAGAUCAAAAUCAGCAGACGGAAGAGAAAUGCUGAGGAGGAUGGGUCCAACAGGCAGCUCGAGCAAAGAAAACGUUACAUUGACAAGAACGUUGUCACCAGCGCCCUCUGCUGGUCUACGUUCUGUAACACUUCGACCAAUAGCAACGCAGCAUAACAAAUCAGCAUUAUCUCUAUCUAGCAGUUUAAACUCUCUAACCCAAGGAUUACGACCAUUUGCACCACGCAGUGCCCAAGAUUUACAGAUUAAUGAUGUUAUCAAGUUCUCCAGACAAGGAGGUAAACUUAGUCAAGGAACAAUUAAAUUUAUUGGACAUCUGCCAGGGCGCGGAGACAUCUACCUCGGAGUGGAGCUUGAUAAAGAAGAUGGAAAACAUGAUGGUGUGUUUGAAGGCAUCCGAUACUUCAAAUGUAAACCAAGCAAAGGUGUGUUUGUUGCUUACAACAAGGUAGUAAUGGCAUGGACUUCAUACUGAGAAUGUAACAAUAUGGCAUGGACUUACAAAAAUAUUCCACAGAAUUUCAUACUGAGAAUACAAGAAUAUGCCAUGGAAUUUCAGUUUCAUACUGAGAAUACAAAAAUAUGCCAUGGAAUUUCAUACUGAGAAUACAAAAAUAUGCCAUGAACUUCAUACAGAGAAUACAAAAAUAUGACAUGGACUUAGUACCGAGAUUAUGAGAAUACAGGGAUAUGUCAUUGACUUCAUACUGGGAAAAAAAUCAUACUGAGAAUAUAGUAAUAUGGAAUGGAUUUAAGAAUAUUGUGUGGACUUUAUACUGAGACCAUAGUAUAAUGGCAUGGACUUCUUACUAAGAAAUCAAAAAUAUGGCAUGGACUUCAUACUGAACCAAGCUCAAUAUUUCAUAUCGUCUGAACAGCCAACAGAGACUAGACAAAAUCAUGUACUUAAUUAAAGCGAGGAAUAACUCUGCAGGUCCUGUCAUGGCAUCAUGUCAUUUCAUUGUAAAGUUCUAAAUGUUAUUACAAGGUUCAUACAUGAAAAAUUUUAUAUAUGUAUACCAGUUUACUUAAACAUGGCAAUUAAUUAGAUUUUAAGUGCUUAUGUAAUAUUAAUGCAUUAAAGUAUUAUAUUAAUAAUUUAUUUCAACUACUUUCCAUAUCUGUGAUAGAUUAUAGAAGUCUUUUUAUUGUUUACUGUUUAUAUUCUACUUAUAAAUUUACAUUGAAUAGUCUCAAUCUUUCAGUUUAGUUUGAUAAAUGUUUGUUUUUAUACAUCUGCAGUUCAUAGUUAAUAUAAUAAAAAGACAUAUUAGAAGUAUAGGUAUGGUAAAACAAGGACUUUAUUUAUUUAAUGUAAUUUGUUUGCCUUAAGACUUCAGUUUUGUAUUUUUACAAAGUUUAUUGGAAUACUUUGUGACACAAGAAUACCUUAGAAGUUUCAUUGAGAUAUGCCAUGAAAAAAGGGGGUAGGGGAUGGAUUUUAGAACUAGUUUUUCAUACUUUAAAUAAAAUAUUUUAACUGUGAACAUCAUUGAUGAUUUUUCUCUAUGCCACUAAUGCGGUAUGUCAUGUUAAAGGUAAUAUUUUGUUGGAAUGAGCUUUUAGUUGUUAAACUAGUAUUUGAGAGGUGUUUUUAUAGAUCUAAUUUUGCAGUUUUAGUUUGACAUCCUAACAUUAUGGAGGACGUUUCUGUCUCAUACUUUUGCCAUAGAUCUAGAUUUUUUAUUUAUGUCUUUUAAUAAGUAAAAAUAUUUUAACUUCUGUGUUACUUUUUAUCCGUCCAAGUAGACUGUUUUACAAUGCUACAUUGACUGAAACCUGUCUUGCAUUCAUUUUGCAUGAAGCAACACAUGUUUUUUUAAUUAAAUAUAUUUAUUUGUCUACAAAAUGAAAACAUAUUUACAGUAAGCUGUAAUUUUUUUCAUCCAUUAUUAUUGCAAAGGUUUAUAUGAAAUGUUUUACAUAUUUUUAAAUUAGAUGUUAAUGAUUCUCAGAGAUGCAUUUUCAAUUUGUUUUGUUCAAAUAUUAAAGUCAAUAGUUUUCUGUUAUUUUUUCCUGUUUGGUUACCACUAUAUAUGUGGUGAUUACUUCAUUAUUAUCUAAUUAUGUUUUUCAUACUGAAACAAACUAUUUUCAUUUGCAUAUGAAGUUUUCAGUAUAAUAAGUCUGCCAGGUACUGUACAUAACGGUACUGUCGGUACAGUUAAACUUUGUUCGCUCAGACUCGGAUAAUUUGAACACAGCCCUUUGCUCAAACUAGUCAUCAGGUCCCGGCAAAAUCAAAAUUGUCCGAUGGUUCAAACAACUGAUAACUCUAAUAAUGUUUGCCGGUCCUGUCGAAAUGGAGGGAACAAUGUUUGCUGUCUUGUCGAAAUGGAGGGAACAAUGUUUGCCGGUCCUGUCGAAAUGGAAGAACCAGUGUUUGCCGGUCCUGUCGAAAUGGAGGGAACAAUGUUUGCCGGUCCUGUUGAAAUGAAGGGAACAAUAUUUGCUGGUCCUGUCGAAAUGGAGGGAACAAUGUUUGCCGGUCCUGUUGAAAUGAAGGGAACAAUAUUUGCUGGUCCUGUCGAAAUAGGGGGAACAAUGUUUGCCUGUCCUGUCGGAAUAGGGGGAACAAAGUUUGACUGUAAUAUUAUUACCCGGUAGCAAAUAUUCACCUACAGUGUGAUAUGUGAGUUAAUCUCUUUUGUGAAUACCUUGGACCAGUAUGAUUACAAGAAUAAGCAACUGAGUGAAUUCUUAAGAACACAAAGAAGUCUGUAGUCUGUUAGAUCUCAAAACAAUGCAAUUAUUACUCGAUCUAUAAUACUUUGUUGUAAAUCAUUGUUACAAAGAAUCGUUUGAUUUAUGUUAAAUCAUAUAGAGGACAUUUUGUAUUAGUUAUUUAUACAGUGAACCGUGAUUAACAAAAAAGAAAAAAAAACAUCCAUAACAACAGCAACAAUAAUUUCUAAAAGGAAAAAUAUGAAAUAACUGUUUUUGAGGAAAGAGCAAAUGUUGGGGAAACCUGAAUCAAAUUCCCUAGCUACAUUCCAGUUUUUUUUGUAAUACAUAUAAUAUUUUGUACACUAUUGAGACAAAGUGCAAGUAAUAGUAUAUUUAUACACUUGAGAUGUGACUGUGAUACCCAGGCACAACUUUGGUCCAGCUUGUUUUGUUUUAAUUCUGUGCAUGAACCAAGCUGAACUUUAUCUUUUUGAUGAAUUAAACUAUAGAUUAUUUUAAAGUGUUUACAUCAUUAUUUACAUGUUUAUAUGUUGGAAGAUGAACAUUUUCACUCUAUUUUUGAUACUUAUACAUAUUAAAUGUGUAUUUCAUUCUAUGGAUAUAUUUACUGCUUUUUAUGUGUAAUGAUUUUGGGAAGAAAGAAACUUUUGAGCCGCGUUAUCAGAAAACCAACAUAGUGGCUUUGCGACCAGCAUGGAUCCAGACCAACCUGUGCAUCCUCACAGUCUGGUCAGGAUCCAUACUGUUCGCUUUCAAAGCCUAUUGCAAUUAGAGAAACUGUUAACGAACAGCAUGGAUCCUGACUAGACUGCGGGGAUGUGUCUGGAUCCAUGCUGGUUGAAAAGCCACUAUGUUGGUUUCCUCAUGGGCCGGCUCAUUUAAAGAACAAGUUUUUAGCAUCUGAAUAUCCUAUUUAUUUAUUAGUGUAUUUAGAGUUAUAUGGCAGUAAAUAUGCUCGUAUAGUUGCCUUUCUAGUUUAAAUGUAUAGAGUAUUGAUUAAUAAAUCUCACAUGAAAUAAC